Molecule: messenger RNA, 4800 nt
Organism: Nematolebias whitei (Rio pearlfish)
Lineage: Eukaryota; Metazoa; Chordata; Actinopteri; Cyprinodontiformes; Rivulidae
Gene: sbno1
Product: strawberry notch homolog 1 (Drosophila)
Exons: 33
Coding region: 333-4556 (1407 amino acids)
Biological process (GO): regulation of DNA-templated transcription
Cellular component (GO): nucleus
Molecular function (GO): histone binding; chromatin DNA binding
Source: RefSeq, a predicted model, not a curated record
CUUCCUGUCGAGGCUAGGCGAGGUCACGUGAUAUGACAUUAGCUCGCUGACUCUGCUAUGUUUUUUCUUUGUAUUAACGUUUUAGAAAUGCUACAUUUCUCGCUUCUUUCGGGAUGUUGUCGUGGAGGGGCGCCCUGCGGCCGUCGCAACGGCCGCCGUGGACGACGCUGCUCGAGGAGUGUCGCCUCGAAAACGGCCGCUGUGGGCCUGCACGUCACGUGACCAGCAUGCGGCGGAGCGUUUGAUAAAAAAGAUGGCGUGAGCGCGGAGGAGCGGCGCGAGGACAACAAGCUCUGAGCUGCCGGACCGCAGUGAGCCGCAGCGGCCCCAAGAUGGAGCCUGGACAGGAUUUACUCCUCGCUGCUUUAAGUGAAAGUGGAAUUUGUCCAAAUGAUCUUGGUUUAUUAGACAUAGACUCCCAGGAUGUUAUCCAGCCUUCCACGGCCCAACAAUCCAUCUCUAUCAGUGCUCUGGAUGUUGGUGUGGGAACAGAAUCGGUGGAGGUCGUUCGACCGGAGCCCUCAACUGCAGUCCCCAUCGUUACAAUCAGACAUAAACCGCAGCCAUCAACCACCACGUUUGUCUUAAAUCAGCUGAAUCAGUUGCCGUCGCUUGGAGCUGCUGCGGCCAAACAGUCGGUUACCAACCCAAUCAAGCAUACCAUAACUGUCACCAAGGUCGUUCAUGUGGCUAAUUCAGCUCUGCGAGGGCCAUCGGCCCCCACGACUACAAGUGUUCCCCAUUCAGUGUCUGCAGUAGUGCCUUCUAACAAAGAUCAGCAGAUUCAGUUGAAAGACCUACUUCGAACUGGCAAUGUGAAGAACAUGGGUCUAAAGAGCAACAGCCUAAAAGAGCUCAUGAAGUUAAAACCUCCACCUGACAUCGCUCCGCCUGUGGCAACGGCUACAGCCACGACUUCAGGUGACGUGAACAAUGGAAUCAAGAAGGAUGUGUUUGGUAAAGACGGUGCCAGGCUCUGGGUUAAAGAUGACGUCAAAAUACAAAACCUUUCAAAUUCUCUGAAAGCCCCAGGGCUAAAGGAGGAAGAUGAGCCUGAGGAGGAAGAGGAAGAUGAGCUCGGUCACGCAGAGACCUACGCAGAGUACAUGCCAUUGAAACUGAGAAUCGGCCUGAGGCAUCCUGAUCCUGUGGUGGAGACCAGCUCUCUGUCCAGUGUGAACCCUCCAGAUGUUUGGUACAAACUGUCCAUCCCAGAGGAGGUCAUUGAUCGAGGCUGCUUGUCUGCUCUGCAGCUGGAAGCCAUCACCUACGCAGCUCAGCAACACGAGACGUUCCUCCCCAGCGGUGACAGAGCUGCCUAUCUGAUCGGUGAUGGCGCCGGCGUGGGGAAAGGCCGCACGAUCGCAGGGAUCAUUUACGAGAAUUACCUUCUGGGCAGAAAGAGAUCUCUUUGGUUUAGUGUUUCAAAUGAUUUGAAAUAUGACGCUGAAAGAGAUUUAAGGGACAUCGGAGCAAAGAAUAUUCAAGUUCAUUCACUGAACAAGUUUAAAUACGGCAAAAUCUCCUCGAAGCACAACGGCAGCGUGAAGAAAGGCGUAAUCUUCGCCACAUACUCGUCUUUGAUAGGAGAGAGCCAGUCCGGAGGAAAAUACAAGACCAGGUUCCAGCAGCUCCUCCACUGGUGUGGAGACGACUUCGACGGGGCCAUUGUCUUUGAUGAGUGUCACAAAGCCAAAAACGUGUGUCCCAUCGGCUCGUCCAAGCCCACAAAAACUGGGCUUGCAGUGUUGGAGCUGCAGAACAAACUCCCCAAAGCGCGGGUUGUGUACGCCAGCGCCACAGGUGCCUCUGAGCCACGAAACAUGGCCUACAUGAACCGGCUGGGCAUCUGGGGCCAUAAAACACCUUUCAGAGAGUUUGGAAAUUUUAUUCAAGCUGUGGAGCGAAGAGGCGUUGGGGCCAUGGAGAUCGUAGCUAUGGACAUGAAGCUCCGGGGCAUGUACAUUGCAAGACAGCUGAGUUUCACCGGAGUGACGUUCAAGAUCGAGGAGGUUCCCUUAACUCAGCAGUACAUCACCAUGUACAACAAGUCUGUGAAGCUGUGGGUGACUGCACGGGAGAAGUUCCAGCAGGCUGCAAACCUCAUGGAAGCAGAGCAACGCAUGAAGAAGUCCAUGUGGGGUCAGUUCUGGUCUGCCCAUCAGAGGUUCUUUAAAUACCUCUGCAUUGCCUCUAAAGUCCGCCGGGUGGUCCAGCUCGCCAGAGAGGAGGUCCAGAACGGAAAGUGUGUGGUGAUAGGGCUUCAGUCCACCGGUGAAGCGAGAACACUGGAGGCCUUGGAGGAAGGAGGAGGAGAACUCAACGAUUUUGUAUCAACAGCAAAAGGUGUGCUACAGUCCCUGAUCGAGAAGCAUUUUCCUGCUCCGGACAGACAAAAACUUUACAGCUUGCUGGGGAUUGACCUUUCAGCCAAGAAGACGCAGUCCCUCAAAGACGCUGCCCCAGAGCCGGAGCAGAAAGGGAAGAAAAGGAAAGGUCCGGACUUGAAGAAGCAGCAGAAUAAAAGGCCGCGCAAACAUGGCGGCCUGUCAGGCACGAGUUCGGAGAGCGAGUCGGAUGAAUCUGACAAAGAAUCCGGUAAAGACAGCGACGACAGCUUCAAAUCUGUCAGCUCAGCGGACGAAGACGACGAUUUUAACCCGUUCAGAGACGAGUCUGACGACGACGAGGAAGACGAUCCGUGGCUCAUCAGGAAGGAACCCAAGAAAAGGAAGGAGAAAAACAAAAAGAAGAAGAGGAAAAGCAUCGAUCCAGAUUCCAUCCAGAGUGCCCUGUUGGCCUCCGGACUGGGCUCCAUCAGACCCGGUUUUACCACCUCGGUGACCCCCAGCACGCCAGCCCCCGUCAAGACAGAGACUCAGGAGAGCUUUCUGACGAGUCAGGACUCGGUGGAACUCGCCCAGAAAAUGAAGAAGGAGCUGCUGGAGCAACUGGAAGAACUGUCUGAGGAUCUGCCUCCCAACACGCUCGAUGAGUUGAUCGAUGAACUGGGGGGGCCGGAAAACGUGGCUGAGAUGACUGGACGUAAAGGUCGAGUGGUCAGCAACGACGACGGCAGCAUCACGUAUGAAACUCGCUCCGAGCUGGACGUUCCGGUGGAAAUCCUUAACCUCACAGAAAAGCAGCGCUUCAUGGAUGGAGAAAAGAACAUCGCCAUCAUCUCAGAAGCUGCCAGCUCAGGAAUCUCCCUGCAGGCCGAUCGGCGAGUGCAGAACCAGCGGAGGAGAGUUCACAUGACUCUGGAGCUGCCGUGGAGCGCCGACAGAGCUAUUCAGCAGUUUGGGAGAACGCACCGGUCAAACCAGGUCACAGCUCCAGAAUAUGUUUUCCUCAUAUCCAAGCUUGCAGGAGAGCAGAGGUUUGCAUCGAUUGUCGCCAAACGACUAGAAAGUCUGGGAGCUCUCACUCAUGGAGACAGACGGGCCACAGAAACUCGAGACCUCAGCAGGUUCAACUUCGACAACAAAUACGGCAGAAACGCUCUGGAGAUCGUCAUGAAGUCGAUCGUAAAGCUCGACUGUCCUUUAGUGUCUCCACCUUCGGACUUUAAAGGGGAUUUUUUCAAAGAGAUUCAGGGCGGGUUGAUAGGCGUGGGUCUCAUCAACGUGGAGGACCGCUCCGGGGUGCUGUCUCUGGACAAAGACUACAACAACAUGGGGAAGUUCCUGAACCGUAUUCUGGGCAUGGAGGUCCACCAGCAGAACGCCUUGUUUCAGUACUUUUCUGACACGCUGGCUGCCGUCAUCCAGGAGGCCAAGAAGAACGGCCGAUACGACAUGGGCAUCCUGGACCUGGGGUCCGGUGAUGAGAAGGUGAAGAAGCUUGACUGUAGAAAGUUCCUGACGCCGGGGUACACCGCGUCAGGACACGUGGAACUCUACACCGUCGGUGUGGAGAGAGGAAUGUCUUGGGAAGAAGCCACUCAUGCCUGGGCCGAACAGAACGGACCGGACGACGGCUUCUAUGUGCAGCUGAGGAACAACAAGAAGACGUCCAUCCUGAUCAAAGAGGUGAACACCAAGAAGAGGCUGUUCCUGGUCUACAGGCCCAACACGGGCCGGCAGCUCAAACUGGAGACGUACGCAGACAUCAAGAAGAAGUUUAAAAAGGUGUUGUCAGAAGAUGCAAAGCAGCACUGGACUGACCAGUACCAGUCUUCAGGGAAAAUCUGCUCUCAUGCAUACUGGCGUGGGAACUGUAAGAAAGCCUCGCUGGGUUUGAUGUGUGAAGUGGGUCUCCGGUGCAGAACGUACUACGUUCUGUGCGGCUCCGUGCUCAGCGUGUGGAACGAGCUGGAAGAAGUGCUUUCUCCGGUCAGUGGAACCAACGUGAAGGUGCAGAUCGUCCGUCUCAGAACAGAAGAUGGACAGAGGAUCGUUGGACUGAUCAUUCCGGCGAACUGCGUGUCUCCGUUACUGAACAAGUUGUCCACGUCGGACCAGAGCCAGCAGCUGGCCGUGCAGGAGCAGCACAAGAGGCAGCAGCUCCAUCCUCAGAGCCUCAGCCACGCUCCGGUCCCUGCGCUGUCCUCCUGAAGGGACGUCUCCGAGCUGCUGUCUCUGAGGGCCCACCGGUGGACGCCAGGUUUGACAGGGACCUUCCUGUCCUCUGACAUUCAGAGGACUGUUGGCGUCCUCCAUCAAGGCGUGGUCUGAUUCCUCCACAAGUGGAUCUGGUGGAACCACGAUUGGAGGCUGGAGAGCUCGCUUCAUGCUUUACGUUUAAUAAAAUGAGAACUGUGUGAGGAAAGAUCAAAGUGUUUGGUUCCAUUUUAGACUC